Molecule: messenger RNA, 1603 nt
Organism: Cricetulus griseus (Chinese hamster)
Lineage: Eukaryota; Metazoa; Chordata; Mammalia; Rodentia; Cricetidae
Source: RefSeq, a predicted model, not a curated record
AUGGAGGCCCUCGCUGGAGCUCAGACUGCAGCCUUCCACCAGCGCUGGCCAGCCCGGCUACUGCUGUGGGUCUCAGCCCUGAGUUGUUCUUUCUCCUCGCCGGCUUCUCUCCCUCCUUCUCUGGUACCCCGAGUCAGAAGCAGCUACACUCUGGGAAGGACGUUCCUCGGUCUUGAUAAAUGCAAUGCCUGCAUCGGGACAUCAAUUUGUAAGAAGUUCUUUAAAGAAGAAAUCAGGUUUGACAACUCAAUGGCUUCCCACCUGGGACUGCCUCCUUACGACCUGCCUUCUUAUGCUGCAAAUUACUCAGAUGAUUCCAAAACCUGGCGCCCUGUGGAAGUUUCUCGACUGGUCAGCAAGUACCAAAGUGAGAUCUCUGACAGGAGAAUCUGUGCCUCUGCAUCAGCUCCGAAGACCUGUAGCAUUGAACGAAUCCUCCGGAAAACAGGGAGGUUCCAGAAAUGGCUGCAGGCCAAGCGACUCACACCCGACCUGGUGCAGGGCCUGCCCAGUCCCUUCUUGCGCUGCCCUUCACAAAGACUCUUGGAUCGUGUGGUUCGACGCUAUGCUGAAGUGGCUGAUGCUGGCAGUAUCUUCAUGGACCACUUCACCGACCGGGACAAACUGCGUCUCCUCUACACACUGGCUGUCAAUGCACACCCCAUCAUCCUUCAGAUCUUCCCUGGGGCAGAGGGCUGGCCACUGCCCAAGUACCUGGGCUCCUGUGGUAGAUUCCUGAUCAGCACCAGCACCAGACCACUGCAAGAAUUUUACGAUGCACCUCCAGAGCAAGCUGCUGACCUUGCCUACCAACUCCUCGGGGUCCUGGAGUCCCUGAGGAGCAACGAUUUGAACUAUUUCUUCUACUUCACCCACGUUGAUGCAGACAUGUUUGGCAUCUUUGACAAUGGGCAUCUGUUCAUCCGGGAUGCCAGUGCACUAGGCGUCAUCGACAAGCAGGAAGGCAGCCAAGCAGAUGCCGGGACUGGAGAGAAUGAAGACAUUUUUAGCUGCCUGGUUUCUGGCUGCCAGGUCCAGCUGUCCUCCUGUGACACUGUCCCUGAGAUGCAAAGCCUGGUGCUGGUAUGUCAACAGUUGCUGCCUCAACUUCUCCAGGGAAAGUUUCCCUCCCCUGUGCAAGAAGAAAUAGACUCUGCUCUCAGCCUGUGUAGCAAGGAUUCUAGCACAGACAUGGAAGUUUUGGGGGCCACCAGCCAGCUGAAGGACAUCUUGAGACCCCUGAGAACCUGCGAUCCUAGAUUUGCCUACCGAUACCCAGACUGCAAGUAUAAUGACAGAUUCUAAGUGGCUGUGGCCUAACUAGCCUAAAGGGACAAUCCACAAGCUCUUCCAUGUCCCUGAUUGAGUUAAUGCCAAAUUGGAAGAAGCAAUUCCAUUUUACAGUUUUAAGUACAUUCCUUUCCUAAGAAACACUCAAAACUAGUGAAAGAAACUCUGACACUGCAUAAUUAACACCACUGGCUAGGACACCAUGGCAGAGUCAGGAGGUGAACAUAGGAAGUCCCAGGUGUGAAUACUCCGUGUCUUUGAACCUUCAUUUUCUCUGUACUCUACCAGGCUCUCACUAGUUAAAGAAAACAGA